Molecule: messenger RNA, 2029 nt
Organism: Diospyros lotus (date-plum)
Lineage: Eukaryota; Viridiplantae; Streptophyta; Magnoliopsida; Ericales; Ebenaceae
Exons: 1
Coding region: 82-1908 (608 amino acids)
Source: RefSeq, a predicted model, not a curated record
CCUUAAUGCGGCGGCACUCUCCCAUUUCACAGGGCUCUCUGCCUCUCUCGUCCGCAUUUCGGCGCCGUCGUGUCGCUCCAAAUGCAGACUCAAAACCCCUUUCUUUCUAAAACCCUAAACCCUUCUCUCGCCAUCUUCCAAUUCCCAAUCCCUCUUCGUAAAACCCUAAUCCCAAUUCGCGUUUCUCCCCAAAACCCUCAACCCAUCCACAUUCAAUGCCUCUCUCAGAAUCCAAACCCUUCAUUUGCCCGCCAAAACCUCCCCCGGCGGCGAGACGUCCGCUCCUCCGCCGGCCGGAGCAAGAAGAGUCCCGACGGGCCCUCCCCCGGACGAAUCGAGGGAAACGCCCAGGUCCGCCGUGAGGCCAAGCGCAACGCGAGGAAGCGAAGCCGGAGGCUGGCAGAGAACCUCUUCUACCGGCUGAAGAAUCCGCACAAGAACUACCCCGACAAUUUCUCCGAAGAAGAGCUUCAAAUGAUCGGCCUCGGCUACGACCGGAUGGUCAGGUUCAUGGAAAAGGACGACCCCAAUCUCCGCCACCCUUACGACUGGUUCAAGUACGGCGAAUUCGGGCCCUACUCGUGGCGUGGCGUCGUUCUGGGCGAGCCGAUUCGCGGCCGAUUGACGGACGAGUGCGUGACCAUGAUCGGCGAGGUUCGGGACCACGAGGAGUGGGAAAGGAUCGAGCAGUUCGAAAUGGCUCAGGAUUUUGGCAAGAGAUUGAAUUCAUUGGAUAAAAGCGUGGGAUUGAAAUACUUUUGGGUGUUCGUUAGGCAUCCAAAGUGGAGAGUUUCAGAUUUGCCAUGGCAGCAAUGGACCCUGGUUUGUGAAGUGGUGCUUGAAGCUGGGAACCAGAGAUUGGACAAGUGGAAUUUGAUGGGAAGGCUUGGGAACAAGGCAAGGGCUUUGAUCACGCAGUGCGCCGCUUGGAUGAGGCCGGAUGUGAUAUACGUGAAGAGGCCGGUGUAUCAGUGUAGGUUUGAGCCUCAAGAUGAGUUCUUUCGGGCUCUGACGCCGCUGCUCGAUCCGGAGACAGAGCAGGAUUUUCUGUUUGAGUUGGAGUUGGAGGGCUAUGGUAAUGGUGGGAGGGUUGAGCUGUGUACUUAUUUUGGUGGGUUGUGUAAGAUUGUAAAGGUGAAUCCCAAGGCCUUUGUUGAUGAUGUUGUGAAGGGUUUUGAGAAGUUGAAUGAUGAGGGGAAGUCCAAGUGUUUGGAGUUUUUGCUGGUGAAUCACCCUGUUCCACUGUUGCAUCCUUAUACCAAGGAGUGGAAGGCUAAGUUGGAGGAGAUGGAGUUGGGUUGUGAUGCCCCAGAUGAUGAUGACGAUGAUUAUCGUGGUGCCAAUGGCAGAGAGACAGGUGUCGUGGAUUGGAUGGAAGAUGACGGGGAAGAUGACAUUGUCGUGGACAUGGACAUGGAAGCAGAUGGAGAUGGCAAAUUGGGUAUGAAGGAUGACAUUGUCGUGGACAUGGACAUGGAAGCAGAUGGAGAUGGCACAUUGGGUAUGAAAGAUGCGGAAGAAGAGGAAGGCAAUGAAAACUAUUGGAAUGAAGAGUUUGGAAAGGCAUUGAGUAGCAAUGAAGCAAUGGAGGGUAUUGCCAAACGAAGUGUGGAGAUGUCUACCAAGAUGUACAAGAAGCAACUGAGAACCAUGGAAGAGAAUGGAGAAAGCCCAGCCUCUGAAGAUGGGGAUGAAUUGGCAAUCAGGGGUAAUAGAGCAAAGGUGAGCCCAAAGGAGUGGAAAGUAGUUGGGUAUGGCCCAUUCAGGAAGAGGAUUAAGAAGAGUAGAAUCCCCCCCGAACUGUUCUUGCGAGCAGCUGUGAGGCCAUUUACCUACAGAAAUCUUGUGAAGGAGAUUGUUUUGACGAGGCAUGCAAUAUUGGAAGGUGAGAUUGGUGGGAAGAAAUGAAGCUGCUGUGUUGCUGACUGUUGUUGCCUUGUCAUUGUAUUGUAUUCUUCCUAUUACAUUUCUACUUUAAUCAUCGGUCUUAAAGAAUUUAUAUCAUGUAACAUAGCAAGACUGCUUAUCA